Molecule: messenger RNA, 5903 nt
Organism: Myripristis murdjan (pinecone soldierfish)
Lineage: Eukaryota; Metazoa; Chordata; Actinopteri; Holocentriformes; Holocentridae
Gene: gpr137c
Product: G protein-coupled receptor 137c
Exons: 8
Coding region: 400-1761 (453 amino acids)
Biological process (GO): positive regulation of TORC1 signaling
Cellular component (GO): lysosomal membrane
Source: RefSeq, a predicted model, not a curated record
AGAGCCAGUUUCCGUAUUAUUAGAGAACACGGAGGCGGGUCUGAAACUACAUCACAGCUGAUCUGGAGCCCCCCGCCCCCCUAAGUUGUUUUUUUUUUGCAGAGAGCAGCUUUGCAGAGAUUCACAGGGGUACCUCUCUCUUUUUCUUUCUCCCUCUCUUGUUUUUAGCCCAGCGUUUUUUUAAACUCCCUCUUUCUCCAGCCAAACCUCGGAUUUAAAUCCCUGCGCCGCUCAGUAUGCCACUUCUUUUCAGAAUAAACUGUUUUUUAUCGCUUUUUUCACAGGAAUAUCCUCCUCUUUUUCCCUCACCCGCGGUGAAAUUAACCCAAGUUUGACCUAAUUUCAGUGUUGUUGUUUUUUACCUUCACAACACCUCCGUGUGGCAGUCUGGGCAAGUCAAUGGAGAUGUUUUCGGCGGAAAAUGAGGUCAAUUCUCAUUUGUUUACCUCGGUGAAGGAGUCCCCAGGAGCUGCCAUCUCCCCAACACUGGAGCUCAGUCUGACUAUCAUCUACACCGUCCUCUACUCGUUCCUGUUCAUCUUCGUUUACCUGCAGCUCUGGCUCAUUCUGCACUACGGACACAAGCGCUUCAGCUACCAGAGUGUGUUUCUGUUCCUGUGCCUGCUCUGGGCAGCGCUCAGGACAACACUCUUCUCGUUUUACUUUAAAAAUGUGGUGCAGGCCAACCAGCUGCAGCCUCUGGCCUACUGGCUGCUCUACUGCUGCCCUGUCUGCCUGCAGUUCUUCACCCUCUGCCUGCUCAACCUCUACUUCACACAGGUGAUGUUUAAGGCCAAAGCCAAGUAUUCCCCCGAGCUCACCAAGUACAAGGUUCCUCUGCGUUUGUUCUUCCUGUGUGUCAGUAUUUUCUUCUUGGUGGUGAAUCUAACUUGUGCACUGCUGGUGCAAGGAGCUCUGGAGCGCUCGGAAUCCCCGAGUGAGGGAGGCAUCAGACAUGCGGUGCUGGCCCGGGUCCUGAUCAACGACAGCCUCUUCGUGCUGUGCGCCGUCUCUCUGGCCGUCUGCAUCUUCAAGAUCGCUAAGAUGUCCUCCGCCAACGUCUACCUUGAGUCCAAGGGGACAUCAGUGUGCCAGGCGACAGCCAUAGGAGCCAUAGUGAUCCUGCUCUACACAUCCAGAGCCUGCUACAACCUGGUGGUGGUGGCUCUGUCGCCCCAAGACAGACCCAGCCCAUUCAACUACGGCUGGUACAGUGUUUCUGACCAGGCUGAUGUGCAGGAGAUCAGCGGUGAAGCCUACAUUGUGUUUGGGAUUAUUUUGUUCUUCUGGGAGCUGCUGCCUACAAGCCUCGUGGUGGUUUUCUUCAGAGUCCAAAGACCCAACCAAAACCUGGCUCCAGGAGGCAUGAUCAACAGCCACAGUUUCAGCUCCAGAGCCUAUUUCUUUGACAACCCUCGACGGUACGACAGUGAUGACGACUUAUCCAGGAGCAUUAACAGCAGGGCUGACAGGGCCAGUCUCCUGUCCACCACUCCCCAGCUGGGCUCCUCCAGCUGGUACGGCUCCAUCCAGCGGAACGGCAGUUUGACGGGAGCCGUGGCGUCCGCCCAGCCCUCCUCCUCUACGGCGCCCCUCCUGUUUGCAUACGGGAACAUCCAGAAUCACCACCACCACCACCACAACUACUACUCCACCCCGCAGAACAACAACUACCACCACCACCAUCAGAGCAAUUACUAUUCCACGCCACAGAACUACUACUGCGGCUCGCAGACCUAUUUCUGCACCCCGCAGAACUGACACCGCUCCGCGGGGCUUUGGGGACUUCUGGCUCAGGAGCCAAAUUCGCAUCACUGAAAGAGAAAUAACUCCAUCACCAUCAGAGUACAUGGCAAUCGACCAAUCAGAAUGUUUGUUAUGGCUUUGUGUUGAUCUCAGCUCUGUAAUUCCUGUCUUGUGCCAUAUUGCUUCCCUAACUAAAAUCAAAGCGACUACCUAAGAGUGAUGUUCUAGCCAAGUCUUGCUCAGGACCAAGUUGGGCAGCAGGAAUAGAAAAUAAUCCUUCACCAAAUGAUUCUGGAGAAAUGUGCUGGCUUGAGCAUGUGAGGAUUUUGCCUGGACAGUCAUACUGUCGUAUUCCUGGAAGACUGAGCGAUCACUGCUUUCCGGAAACGUUACCGAAAACCUUUUUAGAACUUUUUAGGAAGUUGUAUUAAAGCUUUCUGGAUGCAUUACUGUAUUAAAAUACCAAGAUCCACUUUUUAGGUCCAUGGUUUUGGCUCUGAGUUGGAACUAAACGUGUGUGAGCAGCCCCAUAACGGCUGCUUGUGGGAGCUGCAAGUGACAGCCGAGGAUACACGGCUUCUCACACGACUACAUUCCAUUUUCUUGCUUUAUCUUCUGCUCAAGUUUUUGAUUUCCUCGAUUCUUUCAGACCUUUUGAACGUACCAGCAUCCCCACUCAGAACUGUGAUAGAGAUUUCUCUCUUCGUUCUUUCUCCUUCACGAAGGAAAACAAAGACUUCAGAGGAUGUGAGCUGCUUUAAAAGGCAUGACUAAAAAGAAAUCACGUCAGCAGAAAGCCAGGCCAUCGACCAGUUUUUUGAAAUGAACAUGGCUGCUACUGAACACCGCAGUGACCAGUCUCUCUGUAUAUGGCUUUGGACCACAUUAUUUUCAUUGUCAUCAUCCUCGUCUCCCCCUUUCCUUGUAAAAUCUGGUUCAAUCCAGUGGACAAUCCUCAUUCUUUGGACGCUACCAUUCUGUGCAGCCAGGGGCCGUGGCGCCGCUGAAAACUGCAAGUCUGGCAAUCAGCUUUGAACUGGGACCAAAAAUGGCUGGCAGCACUGUUUGAGAAUGGGUGCCCACGUGACGAAGAGUGCUUUAAUUAACUGCGAAGAACACGUAACGCCACUUUAGAAAAAGUUUUUGGAUACAAAUCUAGAUGUUGAGUAUUUCGGACUAGUCCGGCAAGGCUAUUUGGUUGAUGUCAUCGUACACUAUUGUUUGGCUCCUGCUAUAUUACGCUUGUCUGUCGGGGAAAUAGGCUACUAGCAACAGGAUGCUGACGUCGGGCUCGUCCUUCCUUCAAAUUCUACAGAAAUAUACAGUAAAUGUGUUUAAAAUGAUAUGCCACCCACAAAUGGCAUUUCAUUGUGUUUCUAACCCUAGAUAUCAUAAUGCUCUUUAACAUCGCUGUCCAUGCAUUUGGGUGGCAGGGAACAUUUCAAGCCGCCAAGACGGCGACACAAACGGCAUCAACAGGCUCAUAUCUGCACACAGAAGAACAUACACAAGUUCUGCUAACUCAUAUGUAGCUGUUACAUAUUGUCAGGCUCAAUCGCACAUUCUCCGAAAAUAACCUAAAGUAGGAGAAAUAAAUAAAAAAAAUCAGUUCAUUGAAGCUGUUGAUGGGGCAGUAGUGUUUCAACAGGGGGCGCCGUAGCCUGCUAUAAUGAUGGACAUGGGCUUUAACACAAUCUGCGCAGCUACAAGGACAUAUCACUGCUGUUGCAUGGGAAAAAAGUUUCUCAAGUUACUCAUAAUGUGUUUUCUGAUGGGUUUCAGUUAGCCAAGUUACUGGAGUCAUGUAACCCGACAAACCAGACAUCUAUCGCCAAAAUGACACACUCUUUGAUGUGAAUUUCAUAUUUCAUAUUUAGGAAAUAUAAAGUGUGUGUUUGUGUGUCUGGAUUUGCCCACUGUUACAUUAGGACCAUGUAAACUGUCAUGUUGUUAAGUGGUGACAAAGAAGACCACCAAAAUCAGUUUUCGUGAUGUUGCCAUUUAGAAUGGACCACAUGAAUUUUAGGAAAAUAUGUCCUUGAUUUGGGCAGUAGGUAAUAUGGGUCAUAUGCAGCCUAUAAUCAACACGGAGCAGAAAUCAUCUCUAGGAAUGUCUUCUUGUCCCUGAAACGUCUUUUCAAAUGAGGCAACCCAAAAACUCAACGUGUAAAUCAAGACUAACUGAUCCUUUGUGAAUUGUGAGGCAGCGUUUUGCACUUAAUAGAAUAAUCUUUGAACUUCAUGUUCUGAAAAAAAAAAAAAAAAAAAAAAAAGCUAUGGAUAUGAAUGUAGAAUUUCAUUGUCUCUUUUAUUUGUGUGUGGGCGUGUGUGUGUGUCUGUCUUCGUCCUCUCUCUAGUAACUGUAUCGUACAGCUGAUUUUAAUAUUUAUCCUUUGAGAAAAGAAAUAUCAAUGUGCCAUCACAUCAUGUCCUAUCUAUUAGUUUGAUUCCUUAAGGAAAAGCUUUUUGCACAAAUGAUGGCUGGAUGGAUGGAUGAUAGGUUUUUGUUCUCGUGUCUCCCUGCUAAUCAAUCUCUAAUCCCAGUUUGUCUCACUUGCAUUUUGAGUCAGUUAUGUGUGUGGUCUUUAAUUAUUUUGUUUUGGGGUAUUUUUGCGAGGGCGGACACUGAAUUUGAGGUUCAAUCUUUUUAUACGUUUAAAGUUUAUUUUUCAUUUUACAUUGAUUUUACUGUCUGAUUGAUUUUAUUACUGUUUCUCUCCCAUAAUUCUUAUAGACCAUGGCCUUUAAGCAAUAUUUCACUUAGGUAGGACAUUGACAGCUUUUGGUGUGUGUGUGUGUGUGUGUAACACUGUUGUCUUGACCAAAAGCCAUGUCUGCGUAAACUAGGUUUGUCAACAGUUAAUAAUAAUAAUAAUAAUAAUAAUAAUAAUAAUAAUAAUGAUAAUAAUAAUGAUGAUGAUGAUGAUGAUGAAAUUCUAUGACACCCAUGUAUUUGUUUAAAUGACAUGACUCAGCAGUCAAAACACACAUGUAGAUGACCAUGCAAAAUUUCUCUUCAUACAAGAAAACAUAAAAAAAAACAAAGUUGCAGUUGGGUUUUUCUCUCAGUAGCGAGAAGUGUUGGGAGUUCAUCAACAGCCAGUCAUCAGGAAUGAUGCCACUCUCUCUGAUUUCGUUUACAUCAGUCAAAGGUCAUGGCUCAAGCACAUCGACCUAGUAAAGCAGGGUGACAGACAUACUUUAAGCUGAAAUUAGACUAAGGUGCAUUUGUUCCAACAUCUUCAGGUAAAGCAGACCUGUCAUUUUGAUUUAAAGCAAACUGAAUUGUUGUGUUGGCGUGCAUAGUCCCUCUGGUGUGAUAGGAGUCCACAUGGUGGUGAAACAGUACUGGAUUUCUAUCCCUCUGUUCACUUCCAUAGCAACACAGCUCUCAAAAUAACACUUUCAACAUGUAAAUGAACACAAACAAAGUGAAUUACGACAAUAUGAAAAGCAACAAGUCCCGGUACCCAUUUUUUUUUUUAACAUUAUUUUUGUGUAAUUACAAUUAUUUUUUUAAAAGUACUCUGAAGUUGUUUCUUUCUGGUGCAGAUCUACUUUCCAUUUCACAUAGGAAAAUAACAAGAAAAGAGACAUUUAAUUUACUCAAAAAAUGGGUACCGGGACUGUAUGUUUUUUAUACUUGCAUAAUGCAUUUUGUUUGCAUUCAUUUAUGAGAUAAAAGUGUUAUUUUGGGAGCUGUUUUGCUGCAUGAUGGAAGACAGUGGUGUGAAAGAAACACAGCAUUGUGGACUAGCAGCAGGAACUAUACAACUCAACAUUUUACCAAAGUUACAUGUUGCUUUAAGACAAAGUCUCAAAGAUUCAUGAAAAAAGAAGCAAAGUUCUCUCACUUUAUGGGUCCGUUGGUUCAUCUGUUUCAGUAAACUGAACAUUUGGAGUGCAUGUCUCUGCAGCAGAGAGAACAUGGUGUCAUAUUAUCUUUCCAAGGUGAUAUUAUUUCUGUAAAAAUGUAUAUUUGCUAAAUCCACUAUGACCUGGCAACGAGUAAUUGUUUUGUUAAUUGUUUAUGUUUUGAAUUGUUUUAUCUGUGGCCAUAAUGAAUGUAACCCAUUGUACUAUAGAUCACUAAUGAUGUAUGCAAGGCAAGCACUACCAUGUUUAAAUAAAGGCCUACUGCACUGUUUUUAAAAGAA